Molecule: messenger RNA, 5051 nt
Organism: Chilo suppressalis (striped riceborer)
Lineage: Eukaryota; Metazoa; Arthropoda; Insecta; Lepidoptera; Crambidae
Source: the annotation of a GenBank genome assembly
AAAGGACACCCGGCAUUUUGUGCCAAAGUUGUAUACUUAUUUAAUUUUUUUAUCUGUGUUUCAUAAUUGGGUAACGUAGUCUGGCAAUAUUUGUCAUCAGCAGCUAGCUGUCAAUGUCAAAUACGUAGGUUUGUCAAUAUAACCUCUAUAUGUAGCCGGGUCGUCAAGAGAAAUAACGGAUAAAAAGGCAAUCACAGCAGAGAACAUUCACAAUCACAGUUCGCGGGAGUGGAUGCGAAAUGCGAAUGAUUUUUUUGUUUGUAUUUUAGGAUUGUCAAAUUGACAUUUGGUUUUUUAUUUAGAAAAAGCAAAGGAAUCAUGGUUUUUACAGUCACUUGAGUAAUAUUUUGAAGUAAGAUUCUGUCCCUUGAAGAUUUAGGGUUUCCAUAUCAAAAAAUAUUAAUCAUUAUAUAACUUCUUUCCACGAUUCACUAAAAAUAAGGCAAAAGUAGUUUUAUUUAGCAAAUAAUUUUGGCUUUAUUUUGAGACCAAAUUCAAUCGUAUACAAGUUUAGCAUUUUUUCUAUGAAAAGUGCCGGGUCUCCUUUACACACAUUACAUAAAUAUGAGUUUAGUAACGCAGUCGACUCUCGUGGUUACUCCUUAGACUUCAAUGCUUGAUCUAUAAACAAAAUAAAAAAAAAAUCUACUCAAAUUGGCACCUAAUGUUAACUUCCAAUUUCUCUACAAUAAUGUCAUAGUUAUUUAAAACAAGGUAAGUACAGUUAAUUCUCAUACUAGUCUAAAAUCAAAAUACCAUUGACACAAGAAAAAAAACCAUACCAGACACCACAUACGUCACAAGCCCAACGUAAGAUCACCCAGCGCUUACCCAUAACGCCACGCUGAUUCACACUGUAUAUGGCCAUCAGGCAUUUAUAAAUCGCCCAAGUGACGCAACGUAUCAUUGAAUAGCUAGCAACGAACGUAAACAGUCCACCCAGCGUAAACGAAAAUGGCGUCCGCACUCAAACCUAUAACUACAAUCCUGAACAUCAUCCAGACCUUGCUGAGUGUCGUCUUAGCCGGCGUAUCAAUCUGGUUCUUCAUCGAGCUCAAGAACUUAACGGACAUGAGGAGCCGCGACAAAGACCGCCUGGACUUCAAAUUUUAUUGGCCCCAAUGGCUCCCGUGGCUGAUCCUCGUCAUAUGUGUGAUCGUGAUGUGUGUUUCCUUGUGCGGUUAUUACGGCGUCUGCAGCGGCAGAAAAGAUGCCCUUGUGACUUACGUAACUUUCUUGUCCAUCGUGACGGUAGCCGCUUUCGCCGUUGGAAUCUUGGGACUGGUCUGCGGCGACACCAAGUCCUCCGACGACUUCGUGACUAAAGCCGUCCAGGACGCUCAUAACCAGUUGUCGAACAGGCAGGAUGUGCUGAUGGCCUUCAGCUCCAUCGAGAGCAGAUUGAGAUGUUGCGGUGUAACUGGUGCUUCUGAUUACACGAAAAUGAAGAUCCCCGACUCCUGCUGCGAUAGAUCCGAACUCGUGGAUUGUGAGACUUCCGCCAGUAGACGAUUGGGAUGCGUUGAAGUGAUCGUGCCUUAUUCAAGGAUGUUUGUCAGAUACACAUCUAUUGGCACCAUAAUAAUUGGUGUCGUUUGUCUGGCAAGUUUAAUCGUAGCACUUUUCCUUGUCCGAUCAAGUAGGAGUAAAAAGGAUAGAUUAAAAUCGGAAGCUGAGAAAGAACCGCUGAAAUUACCUUUAUAAUUGUUUAGGUUUCGUAGAGUAUGUGUUCCAAUUCGUUUUGAUGUCAUUCUAUUUAAUUGAUGAAUGUUAUGUUGUACAAAUUGUAAAUAUUUGAGCGUCCGUGUUAGCAGUUGGUUGUAAUUGAGAAUUAUUGUGUGUGCGUGUGUUUAUGUGUUACAAGUUGCGUAAUGUAUCCGUUCUCAUUAAAUAAUAGUGAUAUAUAGGGCAUUUAAUUCUUGUUUGCAUGUUAUUAUUUAUGUAAGGUAAAUAUUAAUAUUGCAUUUACAGCUGUUCAGGAGUAUUGUAACAGUUUUUUGUUUUUCUCAUACCAAAAAGUAUUUUAUGUCUAAAUAAAACUAGGUUUAGCGAAUUAAACAACUGUGAAUCUAUGUAUUAUUGUUUUAAGCAUACCUUAUAAGAAGUCCUCGAAAAUUUACAAGAUUUAAUGUAACAGUUACGUGAUUCAUGCAUUGUUAGUUGUUUAAUAUUAAUUUUGAUACUUAUUGGAGUUAAAACUUUUAUUAAUAAGUUAAUUUAUUUAUAUAUUUACAAAACUUUGCAAAUAACACAAUAAAAAUAAUCAGAAUAUUUUGAUAGUUUAAUUCUACUGUUUUCUGUCAUUUAGUCCAAUCCAUAAAAAACAUGUCAAUUAUAUGACAUAAAACAAUGAGUUCCUACUAUAAAUUAUGGAACACAUUAAUUUCUAAUUAAUCAAUAUUUUCCUAUAUUAUAUAAUAUAUGUAUUAAAUCAUUUAAUAUAUUUUAAUUUAAUAAAAUCAAGUGAUCAAUUCAGGUAAACACUAUUUGUAGGUACAUAUCGGUUUUAUCUCAUUAAUAGAAACGAAAUUUUGGAUUGCCUCAGGGUCCAAUACUAGGUCUUUUAUUAUUUUAAAUCAAAGUAAAUUAUAACUCUAUAAAUAUGAGUUUUCUUGUAACAUUUACUAUCUGCCUAGAAUUCGGUAUAUCUUUAUUUAUUUCUAAUAAAAAUAACUCUUGAUCUAUUAGGAUUCCGAAUAGAAGUAAGUGGGCACUAAUUUGUUUAAAAAAGUUACUGAAGUGAAGCUAACAUUUGUUUACGAAGAUUAUUUUUUUGACAUUGACUUUGACUCCAUGCACAAAAUACUUCAGUUCGUUCUGUGAUGCAUUCAACUGAUUCAGGCAACAAUAACGAAUCACAUAACAAUUGACUUUAAAAUGUUAAAGGUUAAAUACGCCGCCAUUUUAUGUUCCGGAAUGUAAGUUUCGCCGUUGUUUGUGUAUGACACGAAAAUGUUUGUACAAACUUCAUUGAUGGACUUGUAACAUAGAGCAAAUUUCUUUUUAGUGGUAUUUUGGAAUUGAAUUGCCAUUUCAAGAUUUCAAUACAAAAAUAAUGAUUUAUUUAUAGUAAAUUUUCUUACAUACAAACUCUUUCCUCAAAAUUAUGCACACAACCAAAAAAAAAACUGCAAAAAAAUUGUAUUUUAUUUAGUAAGAAGAGUCUGUGCGGAAAGAGAAUGGGUGUGGUGAAAAACGGAACUAACCUUGAGAUUUUUAUUUGGCAAUCAAACCCAGCAAUCUCUAAAACGUCAAAGAUUUGUAUUGAUACGGAUUUGUUUGUUGUUGUGAUUUCUUGCGGUUUUUUGUAUUCAAUCAUGUCUAAAAGGGGUAAAACCUUACAAAUACGGUAGAAAAGCACUACAGCGCCCUCCAAUCUAAAUCCCAUUCGCUUUCCGCACAGACUACCUAACUUUUAUCUCGAAUUCAACUGCGUAUUUCCAAAAAUAUAGUUAAACUAAAAUUCAUUCAUUUUCGACGGUUUUUGUAUCACCUUAUGUUAUAGGUCGGCUAUGGCUAUAGCUUGGUAGGGUUUUUUUAAGAUAGUUUUUAACACACACAAGCAAAGUACCUCUACUUUUUAAUAUUAAAAAAAGACAAUAUUUUGACCAUGGAACCUAACUGGAAUAGAAAUUAAUCUGCUACCUCGCGUAUAAUAUCACUGUAACUAACAAGGGCGGAUCCAGCUUUGGCAGAAGGGGGGGGGUCAUAUAGUCGUGGUCACAGGUCGUGGUCAAGUCACAGUGGGUACAGAUGGACCCAGCCCGGGGGGGGGGGGGGGGGUCAUCACCCCCAUGACCCCCCCUCUGGAUCCGCCCUUGGUAACUAAGUGGGUGAUGUUUGCAUUUUGUGACUAGAAUGUCCGGACUUUUAUCGUAAUUUUAUUUUAUUUUUAUUUUAUUUUAUUUUAUUAGGGACAACAAACAGUUGUACAAUAUAUGUUUAGUGAAAGGCUUACAAUUAUGUUAUACUUAUUGUACAACCAACAACAUUAUCCACAGAUUAAUACUAGGAUUGUUUUGUUUUAUAUAUAUUUCUAUUAUUCUUUUUCUAUACUAAAAGAAAAAUAUUAAAUGUCCGGUUUUUUGUCAGGACUUUUCAAAUAUUUUAAUUUGUCCGGUUUUAUUUAAUUAGAUGGAAUAUGAGUCAAACUAAUUAUUAACUUACAUCAAAUCAGUCAAAUAAUCUUUAUUAAGUUCUCAUUAAUUUAAAACAAAAUAUUAUAUUUUAUAUUUAAAUCCUUUAAAAAUCCACAACGAGACCUCCCUCUUUGCAUUUUGUGACUAAAAUGUCCGGUUUUUAAUCGAAUCGACUUUUCAAAUUUUUAAAUAGUAACCCUAGCCGUUAAAUUUUUAAAUAGUAACCAGAGUUAUCGACAUAGCCCACCGGAUUGGCAAGUUGAAGUGGCAGUGGGCUGGCCAUAUUUGUCAAAGAACCGAUAACCGUUGGGGUAGACGAGUUCCGGAGUGGAGACCGCGUCUAGGCAAACGUAGUGUAGGACGUCCUCAGGCACGAUGGAGUGACGAUUUGCGCAAGGUGGCUGGCAGGAGCUGGAUGCGAGUAGCCCAAGAUCGAUCUAAGUGGCGUGCAUUUGGAGAGGCCUAUGUCCAGCAGUGGACUAUGAUAGGCUGUUGAUGAUGAUGAUUGAUGAACCCUAGCCGUGACCCAACCCUUACUAGUGUUAUUUUCUGUGUUCUUCUGUAAGGUGGAGAUUACUUCCCCAGACCGGCGAUUCAAUUCGAGCGGAAAGUCCGCUGUACCCUUAAAAUAUACAUACACAAUACUGGAACAUUCCUAGUCACCGAUUAACAUCCCAAUAGGGUACAAAAUAUGCUUCUAUUUAAUUGUUGUAGUAAUUAAACCUAAAUUAUUGUCUGGACUUGCUGAUAUUGUCCUUAUGAAUGUGUUUUUUAGAAUAUAAUAAUUGUGAGGUGGUGGCAGAAUACCAGCGACAAGUCAAAACUUGACUGUCACAUGCUGAGUCACAUACCAUUUUGUUUUAAUUAAAAUUUACUGUCAUUCUAUUUGUGUAUUGUACCAAUUGUAUGUUG